Messenger RNA from Syngnathus typhle (broad-nosed pipefish), 6235 nucleotides. It is a transcript of the gene fmnl3, whose product is annotated as formin-like 3. The record is from RefSeq and is a predicted model, not a curated record. The transcript has 26 exons. Gene Ontology annotation, molecular function: actin filament binding; small GTPase binding. The coding region runs from base 356 to 3529 and encodes 1057 amino acids. Gene Ontology annotation, biological process: cortical actin cytoskeleton organization; cell migration; regulation of cell shape. Lineage: Eukaryota; Metazoa; Chordata; Actinopteri; Syngnathiformes; Syngnathidae. Gene Ontology annotation, cellular component: cytosol.
AUGAGCAACCGAAUCAGGAUCACACAAGAAUAAUGAAUGGAAACGCGUCGGAGCCAAGAAAGAAAGUCCAGCAGCAACUUCUCGAGUAGCGAUUUUGAAAGUUGGACGCGAAAGGAAAAGCUGAAAGUCGGGACCGUGGCGGAAAGCAGUAGAAAAAAAGAGCGGACUGGACCGGCCGGAAUAAAUGGCAUUUGGACUUAGGAAAGCGAGACUAGCGCACUGUCACUUUUUACAUGGAAGAAGUGGAUCCUUUGGAUUCUUACGUUGAUCACGUCACUGGAAUAUUUGGGAGAUCUGGAUUGGAUUAACUUGAAACAGUUUGGCGACGAGUAUAAUUACGAAGAUACGAAGAAAAAUGGGAAAUAUUGAAAGUGUGGACGGCCAGUCGGAGAUGAAGCAUCACAUUCUGCCUCUGAAGGUGCCCAUGCCGGACCCCACCGAGCUGGAGGAGAAGUUCGCCAUCGUUUUGAACUCUAUGAACCUGCCUCCAGACAAAGCCCGGCUCCUCAGGCAGUACGACAAUGAGAAGAAGUGGGACCUGAUUUGCGACCAGGAAAGGUUUCAAGUGAAGAAUCCACCUCACACUUACAUCCAGAAAAUCCGCGGCUACUUAGACCCCGGCGUCACCAGAAAGAAGUUCCGCAGGAGAGUACAAGAGUCUACCAAAGUCUUAAGGGAGCUGGAGAUCUCUUUGAGGACAAACCACAUUGGGUGGGUCCGGGAGUUCCUCAACGAUGAGAACAGAGGUCUUGACGUCUUGGUGGAGUACCUCUCCUUUGCCCAGUGCGCUGUCAUGUUGGAUUUUGAGGGGCUGGAGAAUGGCGAGGAUGGCGGCUUCUUGGACAAGGCCAAAUCUUGGAGCAGGUCCAUCGAGGAUUUGCACCAGAUGAGCCCUCAGCCCUUCUGCAACACGCUGGUGCGCUCGGCCCGCCAGUCUGUCCUCCGCUACGGCUCGCUCUCCGGCAGCAAAACCAUCAAGAACUCGAGACUCGUCAGCCAGAAGGAUGACGUGCACGUGUGCAUCUUGUGCUUGCGAGCCAUCAUGAACUACCAGUACGGCUUCAACAUGGUCAUGUCUCACGCGCAUGCGGUCAAUGAAAUUGCUCUCAGUUUGAACAACAAAAGCUCACGGACAAAGGCCUUGGUCCUGGAGCUGCUGGCUGCCGUGUGCCUGGUUCGAGGAGGUCACGAGAUCAUCCUGUCAGCGUUUGACAACUUCAAAGAGGUGUGUAAGGAGAAGCAUCGUUUUGAACGGCUGAUGGAUUUCUUCCGUAGCGAGGAGGGCAACAUCGACUUCAUGGUGGCUUGCAUGCAGUUCAUCAACAUCGUGGUCCACUCGGUGGAGGACAUGAACUUCAGAGUUCACCUGCAGUUUGAAUUCACCAAGCUAGGACUGGAUGACUACCUGGAGAAAUGUAAACACACCGAGAGCGACAAGCUGUCGGUGCAGAUCCAGGCCUACCUGGACAACGUGUUUGACGUGGGCGGCCUGCUGGAAGAUGCCGAGACCAAGAACGCGGCGCUGGAAAAGGUGGAGGAACUAGAGGAGCACCUGUCUCAUGUGACGGAGAAGCUUCUGGAGGUUGAGAAUGAAACCAUGAUGAAAGUGGCUGACUUGGAGAAGGUCCUCCUCCAGAAGGAUAAAGAUCUUCAAGCGAUUCGGGAGACGUACGAGUCGACCAACACGCAGGUCACCACCCUGAGGAGGGUGCUGAAGGAGAAGGACGCCGCCUUCCAGAGGCACUUCAACAUUGAGAGGCGGCUGCUGGAGCUGGAGCAGCAAGGCACCAUCCGCCUGCACAAGAAGCCCGAUGGCGACAUCGCCAUCGAGCCGCUCGGCGUCAGGGGCGAUGCGGCGGGCGCCGGCCUCGCCAUCCCCCUCGCCGACUUUGGGGCGCUACCUUUAGCCUCGGCGGCAGCCACGUCCGACCCGGGGCUACUCGAUUCCAGUUUGCCUCCGGCCAGUGAAGCUCCGCCCCCGCCGCCUCCACCGCCUCCGCCUCCUCCUCCACUUCCUUCGAGCACAAGUACGCCACCACCUCCUCCUCCACCUCCUCUGGCUCCUCCUCUGCCUGACGCUUCUCCUUCUGUCAUCCUGAGCGUGGGUCUCUCCGCUAUUCGAAUCAAGAAGCCCAUCAAGACAAAGUUCCGCCUACCUGUGUUUAACUGGACCGCCCUGAAGCCCAAUCAGAUCAACGGAACCGUGUUCAACGAGAUCGAUGACGAACGGGUGCUGGAGGAACUGGAUUUGGAGAGGUUCGAGGAUCUCUUUAAAACCCGUGCACAGGGUCCCAUUGUGGAUCUGUCAUGCACAAAAAGCAAAGUGGCUCAGAAGGCGGUGAACAAAGUCACGCUGCUGGACGCUAAUCGCUCCAAGAACUUGGCCAUCACGCUGAGGAAGGCAAACAAGAGCACAGAGGAGAUCUGCAAAGCCAUAGAGAAAUUCGACCUGAAGGCCUUACCGGUGGACUUUGUGGAGUGUCUGAUGCGCUUCCUGCCCACGGAAGCAGAGGUCAAAGUUCUUCGUCAGUACGAACGGGAGCGCCGUCCGUUGGAGCAGCUGGCCGAGGAGGACCGUUUCAUGCUCUCGUUCAGCAAAAUCGAGAGGCUCACGCAGAGGAUGAACAUCAUCACCUUUGUGGGCAACUUUGCCGACAACGUGGGCCUGCUCACGCCGCAACUCAACGCCAUCAUCGCCGCUUCCGGCUCCGUCAAAUCCUCGCCAAAGUUAAAACGAAUGCUCGAGAUCAUCUUAGCCUUGGGCAACUAUAUGAAUAGCAGUAAGCGAGGCUGCGUUUACGGCUUCAAAUUGCAAAGUCUCGAUCUGUUGCUGGACACCAAGUCGACAGACAGGAAAAUGACGCUGCUCCACUACAUCGCUCUCAUCGUGAAGGAGAAAUACGUGGAGCUGGCCAACUUCUACAAUGAACUGCACUUUGUGGAUAAAGCCGCAGCAGUGUCGCUGGAAAACGUUCUGCUGGAUGUGCGGGAGCUGGGUAAAGGCAUGGAGCUGAUCCGGAGAGAAUGCAGUCUCCACGACCACUCGGUCCUGAAGGCCUUUGUCCAGGCCAGUGAGACCCAGCUGGAGAAGCUGCAGCGGGACGCCAAGACAGCCGAGGAAGCCUUCAACAAUGUGGUCAACUACUUCGGAGAGAGCGCCAAGACCACUCCACCGUCCGUCUUCUUCCCCGUCUUUGUGCGCUUCAUCAAGGCCUACAAGGAUGCCGUGGAGGACAACGAACAAAGGAAGAAGCAGGAGCAAGCCAUGAGGGAAAAGUUACUGGCCCAGGAGGCCAAGCAGCAGAACCCCAAGGUUCAGGCCCACAAGAAGAGGCAGCAGCAGCAGGAGCUGAUCGCAGAGCUGCGCAAGCGCCAGGCUAAAGACCACCGGCCCGUGUACGAGGGCAAGGACGGCACCAUCGAGGACAUCAUCACAGUCCUGAAGAGCGUGCCCUUCACAGCCCGCACGGCUAAACGCGGCUCACGGUUCUUCUGUGAAGCCAACCUCUGCGACGACUCCAACUGCUAGCCCCUCCCCCUUUAACGCCAAGAUCUGCGAAACCAGCCUUACCUGCGAGCUGACGCCCUGAUCCGGAACGGUUGGAAGAGACCCUAAACCACUUAUUGAUCACUUAAACCGCCUGCCUUCCUUUGCUAUAACCUUCCUGGCCUUGUCAGCCGGCCGGGGCUGUAAAAGAAUAGGGGGGAGGAGGAGGGAGGGGGGUCAGAAUAUAGGCCUUGUUGUAGCUGGCUAAUUUAUUUAUUUAUAAAAGGCCUUUUUCCAGCCACUUUAAAAAAGUGAAGCACAAAGGAGCGUCGAGUGAGCUCGCAAGCCGGUGAGAGGAGCUGAUGGACUCAAUGAUGAUGCAGCCAUUGGGAUAUUUUCUUUUUUUUUUUUCCAAAGACUUUCAGAAAAACACGCUUGCCGUUGCAUGAUGGAUCCACGCGGUGGUCUCUCAAGCCACAGGUCGGGGGUUCCAGCCCCCCCCCUGGUGGUGAGUCUGCCCUUGAGCAAGAGGAAGGAAGCGGUAGCAAGUAGCGACAGCCUGUUUGCCGCCAAAAGUUGUUGCUUCAAAUGUGCCUUUGUUGUUAUGUCUUCAUAUUUGUAUCAUAUUUGGAAGAAUGUAUUUCCAUUGCCUAUGUUGUCGCCUUAUGACUCCAGAUGCCAAAGAGCAGUUCUUUCACAAUGCAGACGGAUCCAAAAAGUAGACGCUCUAGGACAGGUGUGUUGACCUCCAGUCCUCGGGGGCCGCGUUCCAAUAUGUUUUCCGAGUUACCCUCGUUAAACACACCUGAGUGAAAAGAUCAGUUCAUUUUGAUGCCCUGCAGGGGGCUAACUUUUGACACAGGUGCAUUUAACAAGGGGAUCUUGGAAAACAUGUUGGAACGCGGCCCUGAGGACUAGAGCUUGACACCUGUGGCCUUUGACCAUGAUAUUUCCCUAAUAAAGUGGCCUGUUAUUAGGGACACUUGAAAAUGGCGGGGUACCUAAUGGAGUGUCCGUGUGAGUCCCUCGUUAAGCGCACCUGCGUGAAAAGUUUUAGCUCCUGCAGAAGCGAAAAUGACCAAAAACUUCUCACGCAGGCGCGCUUAACGAGGGUCACUUGGAAAACAUGUUGGAACGCGGCCCCGGGGACUAGAGCUUGACACCUGUGACCUUUGACCAUGAUAUUUCCCUAAUAAAGUGGCCUGUUAUUAGGUACACUUGAAAAUGGCGGUGUACCUAAUGGAGUGUCCGUGUGAUUCCCUCGUUAAGCGCACCUGCGUGAAAAGUUUGAGCUCCUGCAGAAGCGAAAAUGAGCAAAAACUUUUCACGCAGGUGCGCUUAACGAGGGUCACGUGGAAAACAUGUUAGAACGCGGCCCCGGGGACUAGAGCUUGACACCUGUGACCUUUGACCAUGAUAUUUCCCUAAUAAAGUGGCGUGUUUUUAGGUACACUUGAAAAUGGCGGUGUACCUAAUGGAGUGUCCGUGUGAUUCCCUCGUUAAGCGCACCUGCGUGAAAAGUUUGAGCUCCUACAGAAGCAAAAAUGACCAAAAACUUUUCACGCAGGUGCGCUUAACGAGGGUCACUUGGAAAACAUGUUGGAAUGCGGCCCUCGAGGAUUGGAGUUUGACACCCCUGCUCUAGGAUGUUUUCCCGUUUCUUUCGGCAGAAGUGAUCCUUUUUUUUUUAACAAUAUAUAAAGAUGAUCAAUUAACGUACAAUCAAAUCGACAUUUACUUGAAAAAUGAUCCUGCAUCGAUGAUUUUCUUUGUAAUAAAGAAUGAUGGAAAAAAAAUUUUUUUUUUUAUGAUUAGCUCAUGAAUCCCUCAAUGACUUUUUUUUGUUCCGUGUUUUGCGCCAUCCCAGACGUCUUCAAAUGACAGACAUGAGUCACCGUACAGUUCUACUAUAAAAAUCCAUUUAAUUUCUUAUAUCAAAAAGAAAGAGAAUCAUAAAAACAAUCAGAACCACACAGAUCCAAGUGGGUUUCUGCUAACAAAUACACUUUUCCAACUCAAUGAUUGUUCUGAUUGACAUGUUCAGAUGUUAAAAAAGAAAAAAAGAAAAAUGAGAACACUGUUAAACGAAGGCUUUCCACAUUUGUCUGACAAAUUCAGGGCCCCGCAAUCGAAGCAGCGCGAACAUUCUCCAGACAGAUGGUUAGCAUUAGCAGCGCGCCGAAGGCUCGAACAAAAGGAAUGCUUAUCGGGAAGCUACAUCCUGGGAAUGAACGAGGACCCGAAUUAAUUACACGUAAUGAUGAGGAAAAAAAACAAACAUCCAAUGGUAACCCUGGCUGGCCUUUCCUCAGAAAACAGUUGCGGUCAACACAGAAGGAAUAAAAGCAAAAAAGUCAACAAUUGUCACAAAAUGAUUGUGUGUGUUUUAACAUAUGGUAAGUCUGUUGUCACCUUCUAGAACAUAAAUUGCCUCUUACAGUAAUCCAAGGCCACAGUGUUGAUUCCAGAUGUCUCAUCCUGGAACGUUACAAUCAUCAGCACUCAUUCACUCAUUCACUCACACGUGAAUUGUUACAAAUGUUCCCGGGUACACUUUGUUAAUAGCUUUGCAAGUAUAUACGUAUAUAUAUCUAUAUCACUAUAUCUGGUCUAGAUGCAAAUAUAUGGAACUGUUGUGACAUAAAAGACUUGAAUGUUGAGCUCAGAUGCAAAAACAAAACAUGUUGGACGUGAAAGCGACACGCACGUCUUUUCAUCCACAGCGGAAAUGUUUCGCUCUUUGCCCGC